AUCUCAGAAGAUCUUCGCUUCCUUGGCUAGGAAUCAUUUAGGUACCACAAUACUGAGGAAUGACCGCCUGUGGAUUGCGCGGUCAUUCUGUGUUAUCCCUGAGGCAUGCACAUUCUUCUGACCAGCCGUCCCGUUGGUGUCUACAAGUCGUCUUCGGAACGAACACUUUUUCUCCACUUGGUUGCUUUUAGCCGACGAAGAGUAUAUUUGAGACAGUUGUUUCUGUCGUGGUCGUCCUCGAAUUCUUUUCCGAUACUGCUGUGAAUCCUGCUGCAGUCUGUCCAGCACGUCCCGUGGAACCGUUCGCCUUGCCGCGCGGUAUGGAGUCUCGUAAUGCAACGCUUUGACGGGUUACCAGUGUCAAACGCGUUGCUAUUGCUGGAACAAAUCAGAGACUGCAUGCCUAGUUGUACCGUUAGCCUCAAUGCAGGGAGUGAGCAAUCCCGGUCGGACCGGGACGAACGCCAACCUAGGUUACACGGCGACUGCACAGUGCAUUGCACGAAUUCUGCGCGAGUUUCGCGAGAUCCAGCGGACGCCGUCUCCCCAUUGGUGCGCAAAUCCUUUGCAGAUUGAGGAGCCCUAUGAGUGGCACUUCACUCUUCGAGGUCCGCAGGAUUCCCAUUUUGAAGGAGGCUUGUAUCAUGGUCGCAUCGUGCUGCCGAAGAACUAUCCUUUUGCCCCACCGAAUUUGGUCAUGCUGACCCAGAAUGGCCGCUUUGAAGUGGGGAAAAAGGUCUGUCUGAGCGCCAGUAGCUAUCACCCAGAGCUCUGGCAACCAGCGUGGGGCAUCCGAACCCUCCUAGAUGCCCUCUGCGCCUUCUUCCCGACGCCGGCAGGCGGGGCGCUUCAUUCUCUCGACAGACCAGAAAAGGUACGCCGGCAAUUAGCACUCGAGUCUGUCAACUGGCUUUGUCCGACAUGUGGCAAGUCGAAUAAAGAACUCGUCGAGGCGGCGUGUGCUGCUCCAACCAGCGCGCUUCCGGACCUUCCAGAACCACUAAGGCAGCAGGCGCAGCUGCGGACAGACCAGGAAUCUCAAGCCGCACCUCUUCAGGCGGCAGACGAGAGUGGCAGCCGAGUUGAGUCAUCCCGUCGGGGCGGAACGGCGGUUGCGGCUGUCCAACAGCGGCAACAAGAGAGAAGUGUGGAUGCUGCUUUUGUCUCCUCCGCCGGAAAUGCGGAGUCCACUCGGCCUCCCAGAACUUCGGCUCCACGAGAAGAUCCUCCGCGCCACCGGAGGCGUCCUCAGAGAGGCCACCGGACGUUGAUGGCGCAGCUUCUGCAAACCCCUUUCACGAGGGGAGAGUUCAUCGUGGCAGCAGCUGAUUUGGUGUUGCUUCUCCUCGUUCUGGCCUCUGUGGUUCUGCUUGCGGAUCUAUUUGUGAAUCCCCCCAAGGUGACUAUGUAUGGGAGCUCAGGGGCUGGAGGAAAACUCUGAGAUUGCGAUGAGUCUAACAGUUGGUGGGGUCCACUUCACAGCUGUUGUCUUCUUUUCUGCAAGCGACUUGUGAAUCAGGCGAUAAUCCAAAGGAUUCUGUUCUCCAGCUUCCCCAAGGGAUAAUGCGGACAUUUUAAUUUCGGGUGGAGGGAGAAAAGUACUCGUUUGAAUGUUGGAUUCAUAUCAAGGUGUAAUUGGUCUGCCAUCAGCAGCCCGUCAUUCUUGCUAAAGUGAAAUAAACCGUGAGAGACUGAAACAUGAACUGGAGCGUAGUGAUUCUGUGGUUGGAAGGCUC
Toxoplasma gondii ME49 is the source of this 1736-nucleotide messenger RNA. Its product is annotated as ubiquitin-conjugating enzyme subfamily protein. The transcript is spliced from 6 exons. Lineage: Eukaryota; Apicomplexa; Conoidasida; Eucoccidiorida; Sarcocystidae. The record is from RefSeq and is a predicted model, not a curated record. The coding region runs from base 425 to 1441 and encodes 338 amino acids.